Molecule: messenger RNA, 4935 nt
Organism: Suricata suricatta (meerkat)
Lineage: Eukaryota; Metazoa; Chordata; Mammalia; Carnivora; Herpestidae
Gene: SELENOI
Product: selenoprotein I
Exons: 10
Biological process (GO): phosphatidylethanolamine biosynthetic process
Cellular component (GO): Golgi apparatus; endoplasmic reticulum membrane
Molecular function (GO): ethanolaminephosphotransferase activity
Source: RefSeq, a predicted model, not a curated record
GCCUGAGGCCGCUACGCGUGCGCGGUGGGCGGAGCGCGCCUCUCUUACCACCUUUGCCAGCCCAAGUCUUCCCAUCCUUCCUCUGCCGGUGUGGUGCUCGUGUUUCCGCACUUCGUCGCCGAGAGUCGCUGCCGAGUGGGCGCUCGGUGUUCGGGUCGCCAUGGCUGGUUACGAAUACGUGAGCCCGGAGCAGCUGGCUGGCUUCGAUAAGUAUAAGUACAGCGCUGUGGACACCAAUCCGCUCUCUCUGUAUGUCAUGCACCCGUUCUGGAAUACUAUAGUGAAGGCAUUUCCUACUUGGCUGGCUCCAAAUCUGAUAACCUUCUCUGGCUUUCUGCUGGUCGUGUUCAAUUUCCUACUCAUGGCAUACUUUGAUCCUGACUUCUAUGCUUCAGCACCAGGUCACAAGCAUGUACCCGAUUGGGUUUGGAUUGUGGUGGGAAUCCUCAACUUCAUAGCCUACACUCUAGAUGGCGUGGAUGGAAAGCAAGCCCGGAGAACCAAUUCCAGCACCCCUUUAGGGGAGCUUUUUGACCAUGGCCUUGAUAGUUGGUCAUGCGUGUACUUUGUUGUGACUGUGUAUUCCAUCUUUGGACGAGGACCAUCGGGUGUCAGUGUUUUUGUUCUUUAUCUCCUACUAUGGGUAGUUUUGUUUUCUUUCAUCCUGUCCCACUGGGAAAAGUAUAAUACAGGGAUUCUUUUUUUGCCGUGGGGAUAUGACAUUAGCCAGGUGACUAUAUCUCUUGUCUACAUAGUGACUGCGAUUGUGGGAGUUGAGGCCUGGUAUGAACCUUUCCUGUUUAAUUUCUUAUAUAGAGACCUAUUCACUGCAAUGAUUAUUGGCUGUGCAUUAUGUGUGACUCUCCCAAUGAGCUUAUUAAACUUUUUCAGAAGCUAUAAAAAUAACACCUUGAAACACAAUUCAGUCUAUGAAGCUAUGGUUCCCUUUUUUUCUCCAUGUUUGCUAUUCAUUUUGUCUACAGCAUGGAUCCUUCAGUCACCUUCAGAUAUUUUAGAGAUACAUCCUAGAAUAUUCUACUUUAUGGUUGGAACAGCCUUUGCCAACAUCACAUGUCAGCUGAUUGUCUGUCAAAUGAGCAGUACCCGGUGCCCAACUUUGAAUUGGUUGCUGGUUCCUCUUUUCUUGGUCCUCCUGGUGGUGAAGUUAGGAGUAUCCCCUUCCAUUGAGAGCGCUCUCUUGUAUACCUUAACGGCUGUCUUCACGCUGGCUCAUGUCCAUUAUGGAGUACGAGUGGUCAAGCAGCUGAGCAGCCAUUUUCAGAUUUAUCCCUUCUCAUUGAGGAAACCAAACUCGGAUUGACUAGGAAUGGAAGAAAGGAGUGUUGGCCUGUAAUCUACAGAAGGCAGUACUGUAAAUAAGAUGCUUGUAAAUAUUUCAUCCAUCACCAUUGAACUAAACUGAUCUGCUUAACAGUCAUGGGAACUCAGUGUGUAUAGUUCUCGGACAGCAAGAGUGAUACGAAUGAUCUGAACUCACGGAAUUUUGGACCUACUAACUCCCAACUUACUGUUUAUACAACCAUGUGGCUUUUUGGUUAGGCAUAAUGUACUUUAGACCAGAAAAAUGUUUCUAAUGAUUUUAGCUUCAUGAUUCCAUAAUGUUUUGGUUCAUACAGAGUUAAAGAUGCUCUGUCUUUAUUUUUAAAGCCCCAAGAUUGGUUUAGGAACCCUGAUAGCAUUAAGAAAACCACAAAAUGUUUUCAAAUUUGGUACUGCUUCCCUAGUAGGUCCUUAGCUGUGGAAGUUAUCAGUAGCCCAAAUCUAAGGUAGGGAAAAGAUAAGAGCAAGCCCCUGUUAGCUGGAGAUGCCAAAUGAUUACAGAACAGUGUGCAGUUGCCAAAUACUGGUUCCUCUUUCCCACGGAAAUGCCUUUUGUCCUCAUGUGCUUAGAGAGCUAGUAUAUAUGUAUUUAGAUUCUCUAGUAUUCCGGCUCUCUUUCUUGGAAACAGAUCUUGAUAAAUAGUUUAAUUUUAUUUUAUGUCUUAAAAUUUUUUUAAAGUUUAUUUAUGGAGAGAGAGCGAGAGAGGGAGAGAAAGGGAGAGAGCACAAGCGGAGGAGGGGCAGGGAGAAGGAGAGACUGAAUCCCAAGCAGACUCCAUGCAGUUAGCGCAGAGCGGAUCGGGGGGUCGAACUCACAAACUGCAAGAUCAUGACCUGAGCCGAGAUCGUGAGUCAGAUGCUUAACUGACUGCACCACCCAGGUGCCCCAGUUUAAUUUUCUGUUAAAGAAAAAUAUUCUAUUGAGACUUAGUAGAGAAUGGAUUCUCAUUGUAGCUCACACAUUAAUGUGGUUCAUUGUUUAAACGUGGUAUUUUCCCCCCUCAGCUGCAAGUUGCUGAGAUUUGUGCCUGCAAACUAUGAUGAUGUGAAUGCAUGUGACAGUCCCUGUCUUGUGAUAAUUACUCGUAAGGGACACAGAGAUCUCUUUUUAGAAAAAUAUGUUUUGGAGUUAGGAAUCUCAUGAACCUCGCUAUGAAUUACUGCUAUGAACCUCACUCCAAAAUUAGUUUUCUGAUUCAAUUUAUUCUUCCAUCCGUCCGUCCUGUCUCUUUUUUGUGGAGGAGAGAGUGCUGUGUUUUUUAUUUCAUACAGGAUAAAGGAGUAGCAAUUCCUUCUUCCCCAAUCGGCCCACUUCCCCAGUUGAAGAAAACUUUUGAGAUAUAUGCCUUAACCUAGUACCUCCUCUCUUUAAAAUGACUUGGAAUAAUAGUUGAGGUUCAGUGACAGACGUAAAAAUCCCUUUGACUUCAGAGUGGUCGUUCAAUAGAUGACACCUUCUCAUGAAUGUGGAUAUUUUCUUUCUUUUUGACAUUGUCUCCAUUGAGUUGGGUGGUGGUGAGAUUUACUUGCUGACUUUUCUUUUCUUUUCCACUGAAUGAAGUUUGUGCUUGAAUGAAGAGUGUAUCUUAAACCCUUUUUUUUUUGGAUGGAUUGCACUUGGAUAAAAUAGGCACCACUGUGUUGAUAUGUAAUUACAUUCUUUACCAUUAUUUAUCUAUGAAUGUGACCAUCGUUAAAUUUAAUUAUAGUGUAUUCCUUUUUGAAUUUCAGUCUGCUGCUUUGUAAAAAUAACUAUGUAGUUGAUACUUCAGUUUUUAAAUUUGUAAAUUCUAAUCACUGUCAUCCAGUUUAUUAGAAAUGAGUCCAGGAGCUAACUCAGUGGUUCUGUACUCAUUUUUAAAAACGGCUCAUAAAGGUUGAAGUAUAUUUGGUGACUUUUUCUGAGACCGAAAAUAGGUGAGAAGUUGAUCAGGAAAAUGUGGGUAGUGAUUCCAUGUUUGUUAGUAAAUUGCCAUCAUGGAGGUCCGAGAAGGAACAAAUUAAGUAACGGUAACUAUUUUUUGUAUGCCUUGUCUUUUGUCAUCUGUAAAAUUGACCUGUUUGGGCUGGGGACAAAGCUUCAUUCAAAGGCUUCUGAGCUAAUCAUUUUACUGUCUUGUUGACCUUUGACACAGAAUGAGAUUAAUGUGUAUUAUAUAAGAAAAGAACUGAUGAAUAUUUAUUAAAUGACAAAUUUGGACCACAGGCUUUCUUCACCUUGCACAGUAUAGUUACACACACACACACACACACACACACACACACACACACACCCCCUUUCUGGCACUUCUGGGGCUGUUUUCCUCCAAGUGUGUUUCUGUUCUUUUUUCCUAUUGCAUCAGGUUUAUUUGAAAUCGUUUGUGCCUGUGCUUUAUGUCCCCUACAGUGGUAAAGAACCACGCCGUAGUUUCAUUGGCACCGUUAGAUGAAAGAAAGGGCUGUCAGCAAGAUCAAAGCGAAACUGAGUAACUGUCCCAGAAUACUGUGGACUUGGGAAUCUCUAGCGGCCUGCUGACCUGUCCUGGGUUUGGUCGUCAUCUUGAGACGUUACUCGUGAUGCAGCAGCCGAGGCAGGACCCCGUCACAGAGAGCGCUGAGCAUUCGUCAGUGCCAAGCACCAUAACAUUUCCAAAGUAGAGAUACAAAUAGAAGAGAUAUUUCGGGCUUCUGCGUGAUACUGUGGGGGUGAGCCGAGCACCCCAGCCUUCCUCCCGGCACACGCCCAGCUGCCUGUAGGGGAGCAGCGGCCUGGUGAGCCGCGCAUGCGUGUUUCCCAUCCGCUGCAGAGUAGAGCGCCUUAGCCAGGCCCGAGGUUCGCUUUGUGUCUCUGCUGACCAGAGUUACCCAGACCUUGAGAAGUUUCCUGUCAGGUUAUGGUACGAAAACUGUCCUUUCGUGCUUGACACAAACGAUUUCCCUCUUUUUGAGGAGGGGCAUGGGGUAGAGCAACCUUUACCUGAGUAGAGUAUGUCAUUGCGCCGUGCCCGAUCCUUGACUUGUCACAGGUGUGUCGGCACCCUCCAUCCACACACAGUGGAUGCAGUGUAUGACUGUUAGUCUCAAGAGUAACAUAUAGGAAACAAAAUUGUCCUUGGCAUUUUAAUCACACUGUGCUUAAAAUACUCUUAAUUCUAAUUUUCAAAAAGCUCCAUGCUGAUGACGGUCUAGAAUGUUACAGUACUAUGACCAGCAUGUCGUUCAUUUUAGUAUAGAGGCUUGAGGAAGAGGAAUGCGUGUCUAGCGUUGCCCACAUUCUAAAUAGGUACCACAAGAGCAUUGAUCAUGACCCGGGGUCUGGACUUUGGAGGAAUAAGCAAAAGAAAAAGCAGGCAUAGGGUCUACUUUAAGGAGAAGAAGGGCUCAUCAUAGUGCCCAGUGAUCCUAGUGCAAUGCAGAGCUUAACUUUUCACAUUUCCAUUUAAAUCAUCAUCAUUCCUCCACUCAUUUCAAAUUCAAAUGUAGAUUUGAGUGUCCUACGGGCUCGAUUUUCAAAGAAUUGAUUUUGCAGUCAGUUGAAAAACCUUUGGAAUGUACCUUGCUUGCCAAAGUAGACUUUGGUUCUAUCACCUGUGGAAAAUAAAAAUAUAAACUGAA